GAGAAUGCUGCAGCUGACAAGUUAGAUCAAGAGAAACAUAAUGCUAUGAUCAGUGGUAAUGAUAUCAAAGGAACCAAUGAUGUACACAGUACUGCUACUGGGCCAGCUCCUCCUACAGGUAAUAACAAGCCAUUGAUUAGAAAUCCUCCACUCUCUCCUAUUGCAUUAAUGGAUAUACCAGAUGAUAGACCAAAAGUAUCUGAAUUGAUAGAGUUUCAUGAGUUAUUGAUCAAAGGACAACUGGAGGAGUCUGUACCACUGCUUGAUGCUGAUACUAUGAGAAAGAUUAGAAAUGCUGUUAAUGAUCAUGAAGGAAUGUCUCUUCUUAUAAGAACAUUUGAAGAACAUCCAACACUGCUACAUGAAAUGAGAGUAGCUACUGGAAAAAUAAAAGGUUCAUCACAAAAGAUAAAGUUUCCUCCUCCAAUAGCACCUAAGCCAAAAUCAUUAUCACAAAGUGGGCGAUCUCAACCAACGUCAAUAGCAAAAGUGCCACAGCCACUUUCACAAACCACACAACCUCCACCAAUAGCACAUAAAUCAAGUCGAUCUCAAGAUUCAUCAUCAGCUCCACAUGAUCCAACAGGAACAGUACUGCAAGAUAAGGAGGGGAUGAAAGAUCCAUCAUCAUUCAAACGAAUGGAAGAAUCAAUGUCACCAGAAUAUAAUACAAUGAAAAAGAUGUUAGCUGAUCUUGUUGAUCUUUUGGCAGGAAAUGCUCCAGUUAUUUCUCAAUUAAAUAAUCAUCUUUUUUCAUCUGAUCUCAUUUCUAAAGCAGUACAUGUUACUGUUGAAAGCACUGCAGGACUCACUCCUUAUGAUAGAGCUAAUAAAAUAUUCUCUUCAGUACUAGCAACACUUGAGUGUCAUCUUAAUCCUAACAGUGUGUUCUCUUCUCUCAUUAUGUCACUACAGAAAGUAGGACUGAAUAACAUGGCAUCUAAACUAAUGAAAAAUUUAAAAAUGAAAGGUGGUUUUGUUGAUCCUACUUUAGAGCAGCAACCAUCAGUCAGUAAAAGACCACUUCAAUCAGUGGAUGUCACUGCACAAUCUCACAGACCACAACCAACAAUCAUUCAUUCACAAUCAUCUGCUCCUACUACUGUCAUUGAGCUCAGUUCAAAGAGUGAAGUUGCUGUCAAUAUUGGAAGUCUUAAUUCUCGUUUUGCAUCUCUUGAUUCUAAUAUAAGAGAUGAGUUUGAGGAGCUGGUUGAAAAAGGUAGAGUGAAGCUUAAAGCUGUAGCUAGGAGUGCAGCUGCUUAUUUAGACAUACCAGUUUUCACAUUGAAAUAUGGUAAUGUUGAUGAAUUAUUUGAUUCUCUUAAAAAGUAUUGCAAUUUCUUCAGUUGUGGUGUACUUAAACACUUGACAGACACUUACCUUUCAAAUACACAAACUGAACUAACUCAAUACAUUGAUAGUGUUGAUAAAUUCUCAGAAUUAUCACAAUUGAAGCACAUACGAUCAACAAUCAAAGACAAAUUGUCAUCAUUACCAGCAGCAGCCUCACCAACCACUAGUGAUCAAACAAAACCAGUUGUUAUUAAACUGAAUGACAGAUGGGAAGAAAUGACUCUCAAUAACUUUAAAAGAGUUCUUCAGUAUUACUUUGGUCAUAAAGUAGCUGAUAUUUCUAGUAUAGUGGACAUUGAUUUCAGCUCAGUUGUUAUAACACUGUUAAUACCAACCUCACUAUCACAGUCUCUUAUUGAUACAAUCAGCAACAAAAUGAACUCGAUGAGUAAAUUAGGAAUAUCGGAAGUUGCUUUUGACAAUAAAGUGAGUCCUUUCAGAAAAGUAGACUAUGGCAAUUUUGACAUUUCACUUCAUGAGUCAGUUAAAGCUGGUGAUAGUUUCGAAGUAUCAAUGCUACUGCAGUUAGGAGCUGAUCCUAACAGUAAAGAUGAGAGAGGAAAGAGUGCAGUAGAGAUAGCUAAUAAAGGAGGACACACUCAAAUAAAAGAAAUACUUUUGAGUAGUGGAGCUCAAAAGCAACUGUGUGCUCAAGACUACAAGCCUCCACUCAGUAAAGCUCAAAAGGUUCCUUGUAAAGAUUUUAACUAUCAAGUUACUGGAGGAAACAUUGCUGCUAUUGAGUUUGGAACUACAUCAGUUUCACUGGCCUGCACAACCAAAGGAGAUGAUGCUGUCAGUACAUUCAGCCUUGAUGAUGAAGAAAGAAUUACCCAUGUUUCUAAUACUGUCCUGUUUAAAAGAGAAGGAAAAGCAAUAUCAUUGAUAGCUUUUGGGAAUAGAGCUAGAUCUCUGUUUACAACAGGAAGGAAAUCUGGAGGCUAUGAUAAAGAGAUUAUUUAUUCUGAAAAAAUUAAAAUGAUACUAAGAAGGGAAAAGGGUGUUGACAGACAGACACUGGUUGAGUCAUUUUCUGGUGAGAAGUUUUAUCUGAUUGAAGUCAUUGCCUUUAUACUGCAGUACUUGAAGGACCAGUUGAUAGACCGUCUCUCUCGUACUGUCAGGCCAUUGAAGACAACAGAUUUUGAUUGGGUCAUUACUGUACCUCAUGCUAUAUGGGAUGCACGAGGAAAAAGAAUGAUGAGAGAAGCUGCUUAUAUGGCUGGUUUGCUAACAGAGUCUAAAAGGAUCAGUGAGUUUACUCCUAUAUCAAGUAGACCACUACCAGUACCAGAUGAAGUUAAUCCUGACAAGCUAUCAUUAGCAUUAGAGCCUGAAGCAGUAGCUCUUUAUAGUCAGGAAACAGUAGUAGAGCAGGUCAAAGGUCAACCAUCAGCAGCAGUUAUCAGUCGUCCUACAGAGUAUACGGUGAUUGAUGUUGGAGAUGGUACAAUAGAUAUCACUGCUCGUGUUGAAGUAGAUGGAGGUAUUGUAGUCCAGAAUGUACCUACUGGCAAUGCAUGGGGUGGUACACAGGUAAAUGAAGAGUUCUCUAAACUACUUCAAGAGAUUGUAAGUGAUCCUGGCUUUAAAAAGCUUAUUGCUUUUGAAGAUUGUAAAAAAAAUCAAGCUACACUAAAUAAUAUUGUGUACAUCGAAUUUGAACAGCAAAAGAUGCUUUUUGGUCAAGGAAAAAUAAAAGAAAUUGCAGUAGGACUUACACGAAACUUUGUCAGAUGCUAUGAGAAAGCUCUUAUCACAGGAGUUGAAAAAAUGUGUGGCAUAGAGUAUGAUGAAGAUAUGAAUGACACACUUUUCAUUGAAGAAAGUGUCACAGAGUCUAAGCUGUUUGGUCCAGUUAUCCAAGGCAUUAUUGAUUGCACACUGUCAGCUAUUGAAAAAAUUGCCAACUGCCCCAAUACAUUUUACCUGGUUGGUGCUUUUGGAGGGUGCAAGUACGUUCAUGAAAAGAUCAGUGCUGCUAUAGAAAGUCACUAUCAGUCUAAAGGUCACAAAGGCACUUGCUCUGUGAUACUACCUCCUACUCCUCAUUUAGCUGUUGCUGCUGGAGCUGUUAUGUGGCGUAAGAAUCCUAAAAAACUCAAAGCAAGACGAGCUGAUGCAACUUAUGGAAUCGGAAUUGCGGCAAUAUUUGAUCCUAUAAAACACGAUGAAGCUUUUAAGUAUUACAAUGAAGAAACCUGCUGUAUUGAGGUGUGCAAUGCACUUUUAGAGAAAGGUAAGUUAGUUGGGGCAGAUCAAGUUGUUACUACAACCAUAACUCCAGAACAAGAAGAUGCAAUAAAAAUGAGCAUCAUCAUCUAUUCAACACCACAUUCUAAAAUUCAGUAUGAGAAUAAGAAAACCAGUGUUACUGUAAUUGGUGAACUAGUCAUCGAUGUUCCUAAUGCAGACAACUUGCCCCUUCACAAGCGUGUGGUUGAUGUCACACUGGAUUUCACUCAUACAGAGAUACAUGCAAGAGCCUACUAUCGUGUGACUGGUGAAGAAGUUAAAACUGUCUGUGACUACAUUUAAAAACAUUAUAUACAGCCAGCUGUUUGAUUUAGCUAUUUUAAUUUUAAUAGUAGCUAUUUUUUAGACUUA
Molecule: messenger RNA, 3960 nt
Organism: Amphimedon queenslandica
Lineage: Eukaryota; Metazoa; Porifera; Demospongiae; Haplosclerida; Niphatidae
Exons: 8
Coding region: 46-3891 (1281 amino acids)
Molecular function (GO): protein binding
Source: RefSeq, a predicted model, not a curated record